AUGGAUGGCACAGGACCACCUCCACGAAGAACCAUAGGGGACUCCAUUGCUUACNCUAGCCCGAGAAAUUUCUCAAGCAUUGUGAGGCCCACUAUGAGUGAUAAACUUGCAGAAAUGAAGCCAACUCUACUCCAACUCAUCAGUUCUAAUCAAUUCUCUGGCAUGGAUAAUGAAGACCCUCAUGCUCAUUUGGUCACUUUCUAUGAAUUGUGUGGCUUUGUUGGUGCUAUGGGGGAGGAGGAAGAAGCAUUGUAUAUGAGACUCUUCCCAUUUUCUCUGAAUGGCAAAGCAAAGGAUUGGCUUCAGUCACAACCUAAUCAAAGUUUGACUAGUUGGGAGGAUGUGGAACACAAAUUUCUUGCUCGCUUCUUUCCACCAUCUAAAAGCACANAGAUAAAGGCUGCGAUUGCUACUUUUGUCCAAGGAGUAGAUGAACCACUGUGUGAAGCCUGGGAAAGAUUCAAAGCUUUAUUGAGGAAGUGUCCCAGUCAUGGCUUUAGCUUGGAGAUGCAAGUGCAAAUCUUCUACAAUGGUUUGCAACCUCAUACAAUGAUGAUACUUGAUGCAUCUUUUGGUGGGUCAGUUCUAUUAAGAACUGCUGAUGAGGCCAUUGCUGUUAUUGAAAACAUGGUUUCCACUGACAUGCGGAGCCGACGUGGGAGGACUCAAGUGCAUAAAAGAGGAGUUUAUGAACUUAAUGCUCAGGAUGUAAUACUUGCUCAAAACAAACCUCUUGCCCAACAAAUGGAGCUCCUGACCCAAAAUAUGGCUAAGUUACCUCAGCAGUUGCAAGGAAUGCAAAGUCAAGCUCAACCACAUCACCAAGUUAUGAGAUGUGAUUUCUGUGGAGAUAAUCAUCCUAAUGGCCAUUGUCAAGUUCCUAGUGGUUCCCAAUCUGAAGAAGUUCAUUAUAUGGGGAACCAAGGAAGACAAAAUUUCUUCAACAACACCUUCCCUAAUCCUUCCAAUCAAGGGUGGAGACAAGCACAAGGAGCUUCUGGUAGUAGAAAUUCUUAUCAACCUGCUCAUCAAUACUCAUCUCAGAAUGAUAGGAAUACAAAACUAGAAGAAACAUUGCAGAUGUUCAUCCAACAGUCCAUCCAAAACCAAAAGAAUACCAAUGCAUCUAUAAAGAAUUUGGAAAUGCAAGUUGGUCAGUUGGCCAAGCAAUUGACAAGUCAACAAAGUGGACAAUUUUCUGCUAAUACUCAAGCCAACCCUAAGGAAGAGUGUAAUGUCAUAUUCACUAGAAGCGGAAAAGAGAAACGUUUCUAUCCAACCUUGUUUGUGAUUGAAUGUGUGACAAAUGUCAAAACUCCAAGUGAAGUGUCCAAACUGCUGCAAAAUAGCAUCUACCAGACUACCGCUGGGCUGUACCUGGGCUGCACCUGCGCGCUGCACCAGCAAAGGCCAUUUUUGGUGUAUUUUCUGAUACACGGCUCAGUUGCACAAAACUGUGCAGCCCAGCGCCAGCGACGUGUACUGCUGGAGCCUUAUUUGCCCCUAUUUGACCCUGCUUAA
Molecule: messenger RNA, 1521 nt
Organism: Vigna radiata var. radiata (mung bean)
Lineage: Eukaryota; Viridiplantae; Streptophyta; Magnoliopsida; Fabales; Fabaceae
Exons: 2
Coding region: 1-1521 (506 amino acids)
Source: RefSeq, a predicted model, not a curated record